GUAUCAAAAUCCAAAAAAAUAUCAACACAGCUGACAUUUGUUGACCUUUUUCUCGAUAGUCGCAAGUCUUGUCUAUAAAAGCGCUUUUAUUAAAACCAGUUCCAACUUUUACUGUGAAAUGAAAUAAUAAAUACAUUCAAAAGACUUUCGCCGCUACGUUUGUUUGCGAGUAACCUAGUUAUUUUAUCCUUUUAUCGUUUAGCGUUACCUAAAAAGUGCUGUUAUCAGUAUUUAUCAAAUUGGUAAUAAAUGUAAAGCCUAGUUGUACUGCACAUAAUAUUUACUUUCCAAAUAAGUAGAUAGAUGAUAAGGAUUUAUUUAUCAUCGAUACUACGAAGGUACGACGAUUUAAUUGUAAAUAGAAUGGUAUAUACACGCAGGAAGAAACAUGUACAUUAGAUUUUAAGGUGAGCGACUGUCCGACUGGCCGUCAGUAUGCACAUGUGGAUGUGGUUUGGCUACGACCUGGGCGAGUUCCUGUUCUCUGGGCUGAGCAUCAAUACACGAUGGGCGUUCGCCCUCACUUGGAUUGUCUUGUUCUUCGUGGCCUUACUGUUUGAAGGCUCCAAGGUGUACCUUGCGGGAGUGCAGCGGGAAGCCUACAAGAAAUUGAACCCGUACCGGUCUGACGAAAGGCGGAAUCUGCUGUGUGAUCGAGAACAAGGCAACCCCAUGGAGCCGACGACCAGUCGCAACCCCAGUGCGGGGCAAAUCAGUAGGUGGGCUUCGUUUAAAGCCAGAACAUUGGUGAACGGCCAUCAGACGUUGGUGUUCAUAAUCCACAACGUAGUGGGCUACCUACUGAUGUUGGCAGUCAUGAUAUAUAACGUACAUUUGUUACUAGCGGUCGUAUUCGGCAUGAUGCUGGGCUACUUCCUGUUUGGCACCAAGCUGACUCGGCUGCAGAUGCAGUGUUUCGGCACCAAGCGAAUGGUCAUUUGCACGCCCGAGUGUGACGACACAGCUGAAAAUACAACGCCGCCGCUUCUAGACUCAUCACAUAAUUCCGAAACCGACUUUUUUAUAUGCCAGACGCGAAAUUGCAUUCAACCUUCACAUUAUUUCCCAACUUCACCUGAAACCGGCGAAUCGAGCGGUGCAACUUGUUAUUAUGGCGCCAAAAAGUGUCCGUCCAAAGUUGCUAGAGCGCAAAAAACCCAAGCAGGCACUAGUUCCUGCCACCAUGAAAGCGAAAAGGAAGAUAGUCCUAGCGUGGAAGAUGCGCAACUUUUGCGUCAUAGUUGUUGUAAAAAGAAAGAAACUAAAACUGAAGAAAAAUGCUGCAAAUCUAGUCAAAGCACGGCCAUAGUUCAUGAUGAAAAACAUAGUGAUUUAGAGUCUUCAGAAGAAAAAGCACCGAGUAGAGAAGAGAGCCCGCAAGUUACUUGUUGCCAUAACGCGAAACCUCUCAGUGGCAGUCAGGAACAGAUUAUAAAAUGAUAUUGCGUGUUGUUAAUGUUUACUCUGUGGUAUAUAUUUUGAUGCUCUCGUCACGAAAGUUCGAACUGCGUGGUAGAUUAAUAUGUAUUAUUUCGAGUGAUGGUGUUGGUGGUGGUCACUAAUAACCAGCAUUUAGAUGCGAAAGAUAAACCAACCGCAGGAACCUUCUCGGAGAAAUGCAUAAGUGGCUGUUUUGCCCGGCGCUUUAGACCUUCUGCAUAUCAUGAUUUCAUUGUCAGUUCGCGGUAACUAGGUGUAUGAGCCGCGUAUAGUGUGCCUCUUAGGCAUUUCAGCGAGAAGCUACUGUUUAUUUGUUCUGCUAUCAUAAAUAUUGCACACAGGUAUGGCUAUUUAUAAAAUAAAUGGUCAAACAAAAGUUAGGAAUGUUUUUAGUGACAAAGUUAUAACAAUUGUUGUCUACAUUUGCCAUGAAGUAGGUAGUCGUUUUUAAUUAUGUGCACAUAAUAGGUAAUCAAUGACCCGAAUCAAAUAUCAAACACCCGAGCGGAUCACCUAUCGUGACAGGUCGAGAUGGCAAUCGAGGUGUGAGGCUACGCACACCCGCACGUCACCCGCGCCGGUCUCCUCCCCGAUUGCCAUCUCGACCUGUCGCGUACUAUAGUUUCUAUACUUUCUAAUAAUAUGCGACCGGCCUUAAAGUAUCAUUUGAGUUGCUUUUUCAACUUUCGGGACUUGAAAAUUAUGUAGUGAUUUUAAUAAAAAGAGGCUCAUAGAAAUAUUUUUGCAUGUUAGAAUAAUAUUUUUAUACAGAUUUAUUUAGUUGUGUUUUUAUUAAGUUUUCGUAGUUUAUAGUUACCAAAUAAAGUCUGUUACCUAAUAGUUAACGAUACGAAUUAAUUAUAGUAAAUUUUUUGUUUUAGAUGUUAACACGCUCAAUUUUAUAUAGGUGCGUAAAUAAAAUGAAAAACUUCCUUAAGCCUCGAGCAAUAAUUAGUUAUUAUGUGGAAAUAUGUAUGUAAAAUUGCCAUUAUACGUAGGUCCUGUGUAUUAUAGGUACCCUUGGCGCCUAAGUUGAUUUUUAGUUCCAUGAUUAUUGGUGUAUUAUGAUGAACAAGACUAGUAGUAUUUUUAAGUUGCUGUGCCAAAUUUAUUUUUGUUAAUUUAUCGAAUACUGUAACACCUCAUAAUAUUAAAGGAUCUUGUAGUCACUAUCACUAGUAGUACAAGUUAUUUGCACUCAAACUAGGCGUUAUCGUUAACUGCUCGUAGGAGUUUUCGUUAUUUCAAAUGUCUAUAUUGACCAGACUAUGUGGCUUUCAUUCAGUGAUGGCCGUUGAGUUAGUGAAUAACCCCACCCUGGUCUAAUGCGGUCUUGGACUUUCGCGAGAUCCUUUAUAUUUUGCUAUGCCUCUAAAAUAUAUACAUAGAGAAUAUUAAAACUGUUUUUUGAAGUAUUUCAGUAUUCCGAGAAUUUAGUAUGUAAAUUACUCAUUUAUUUUAGUAAAAUGAAUGCCUGUAUUCGUAAAAUACUGUAAUACUAUUGUAAAUAUUAAAUAUAUUGACGUUAUAUUUGAAGACGAACCCAUAAUAAAUUAAGGUGUUUUAAAACAAA
Molecule: messenger RNA, 3013 nt
Organism: Maniola jurtina (meadow brown)
Lineage: Eukaryota; Metazoa; Arthropoda; Insecta; Lepidoptera; Nymphalidae
Exons: 7
Coding region: 436-1440 (334 amino acids)
Biological process (GO): copper ion transmembrane transport
Cellular component (GO): membrane
Molecular function (GO): copper ion transmembrane transporter activity
Source: RefSeq, a predicted model, not a curated record